Messenger RNA from Ochlerotatus camptorhynchus, 2058 nucleotides. RefSeq names its product mitochondrial poly(A) polymerase (gene MTPAP). Gene Ontology annotation, molecular function: poly(A) RNA polymerase activity. Lineage: Eukaryota; Metazoa; Arthropoda; Insecta; Diptera; Culicidae. The transcript has 2 exons. Bases 131 to 1972 code for a protein of 613 amino acids. The record is from RefSeq and is a predicted model, not a curated record.
CACAUUCAUGUAAUCAGUUCAUCGCAUGCAGCUAUUUUCUGCAUUCUCCUUUGUGUAGUGCAAUUUUUUCCUCAAAUUUGUACAAAAUUUGAGUGCUUUCCAGCAUCAAAUGUAAAUGUAACGCAACACAAUGUACCAUGUUUGUCGAUCGAAUUGGCGAGCGCCGCAAAUUUCCACAUUUAAAGUGCUCUGUGACCUGCUGAAGCGAAACGUCCUCCGUGCUCCGUUGGCGAAAUGUGGUUUCACGGUGCGAUCCGCCAGUGGCAACGCUCACACAUUCGAAUCGAUGAUGGCCAAUCGUCGUGCCGAAGCUCGCCGUAGCAUUCUGGUUCAAGUUAGCUCGGAGCGAUCCUUCCCAGAGCUUGCCAAGUAUUGUUCGCAGUUCGGAACGAUAUCCAGCUCACAUCACUACCGAGUUGGAGCCAGCGCAGGGUUCGGAGAUGACGAAGGAGAUUAUCACUAUAUUGUGGUAGAAUUCAGCGAAUCAGAAGCAGCGGAUGCCGCAAUUCGAUCGGCGGUUUUCAAUGAAGAAAAGCCCGGAGUGAGGGCAAGAUCGAUCUUCCUAUGGUUUAGGGCUGGACCUAGACCGAAGUUAGCGGUCAAAGAUACCAAAGGGAAAGAGGAUUCAAAGGACAAAUUGAGUAGCGUGGAAGGUUCCAGGAUUGUUGACGAUGAUGAACUGAAGGAACUGCUGAUGUCGGCUGAGAACGUUGAAGAUCAGGUCGAAAUUCUGCACGGAGCGACGUGCUUGAAUGACAUUGGCAAAAGGUUACGAUUUUUGGCGGUGAGACAGAUGGAGUCUUCACUGCAGGGUAUGUUUCCGCAGGCGGUGGCGUAUCCAUUUGGAUCAUCUGUGAAUGGCUACGGUAAGAUGGGAUGCGAUUUGGAUUUGAUUUUAGAUCUUGAUUCGGAGGCCGGAGCUAAACAGGAUCCAGAAUCAAGAUUGGUUUUCCAUACGAAGGCAACGAAUCCAAACGAGAGGUCACAAAUCCAGCGGCAAUUGGAAUCGAUCGGAGAUGUCUUACAGUUGUUCCUUCCAGGGGUGAACUGUGUCCGUAGGAUAUUGAAAGCGCGUGUCCCAAUCAUCAAGUACCAUCACGAGCACCUGGAUCUGGAAAUCGAUCUAACAAUGAACAACAUGACCGGUGUCUACAUGUCGGAGCUGCUCUACCUCUUUGGACAAAUAGAUCAGCGCGUUCAACCGUUAACUUUUUGUGUUCGAAAGUGGGCACAAGCCGUUGGCCUUACGAACCAUACUCCCGGGUAUUGGAUAUCCAAUUUCUCGCUUACAAUGUUAGUGAUGUACUUUUUACAACAGCUCAAAGAACCUAUUCUGCCACCGAUUAACAAGCUGACACAAAAAGCAACCCAAUCUGACCUGAGGGUCACUGAAAAUCAGGUAACUUGUUCCUUCCUACGGGACAUUAGUAAACUCGAUUUCAAGAGCACAAACACGUCGUCCCUAGAUGAAUUACUCUUACAAUUCUUCGACUUUUACUCGCACUUUGAUUUCAACCAACGGGCCAUCAGUUUGAACGUGGGAUCAUCGAUUCUGAAGCCUGACCAUAGUCCAAUGUAUAUCAUAAAUCCGUUGGAAACGGUUCUGAACGUUAGUAAAAACGUAAAUCUCGAAGAAACGGAACUGUUCCGCAUCCAGGUGAGAAACGCCCUUUGGUUGCUGGAUACACACGACAAGUCUACCGUAACUGGUGGAAGCGAAUGGGGGCUGGUCAGUUUAUUCGGAAACAAGAUAAAGGAACGAAUCACACCGCAGAUGUUCUUCACCAAACGGUUGGUGAACGUGAAAGACAUCUUCGACGAUGUGGCAAACGAAAACGUAGAGUACAAGAACAAAGCUGUGCGAAAUCAGGUAUCCAACAUUCAGAAAGUGACCCGAGAGGAAAUAAACAAACUAACCGGUACGGGUAGCGGCGGAGGGAUCAAGCUGAAAAGGAACGCCAAACGGAGGUGACCAAAGGGGUGGAAAGGUGACACUAGUCUCUGAUGCGAAACUUGUGACAAGUUGUUCAUUUAGUAGGAGUUAGACAAUAUAUGAAA